AUGUUGUUGCCAAGUACAGACUUAUGGAAAACUUCAAUUGAACUCCAAAUUUUUGAAGCAGGAGAUACCUAUUUUAGACCAGAACCUUUACCGGAUCGAACGUUUCGUGGAAAGUUUCGGGUGGUGGAUGACAAAUGGUCGAUGGAUUUAGCGGAUCAAACAUCAAUAAGGUUUCAACACAAGUCAAGAGAUUAUAGGGAAAGGAUAAAUCUACUUUUGAGGAGGUCCGACUUAAGAGAGCCUUUUGAGGGAACUGAGAUUUUGGCACUCGAUGGAACUGAUGACACCAAUGACAUCCUCGUCCACUUCAAUGUAAUCUUUGAUCCCUACAUCGGACUGGUUUCAACUGCUGAUCUUCUAGCCAUUUUCACAGAAGAGAUUACAGCUCAAAACCGAAGGUACUUCGCCAAUAUGACUGUUGAUCCGGAGAGUUUGACAAUUAAAGAGGUAACUGGCCUAAUUGAAGAACCAAUUAUGUCAUCAUCACCACUGGAAAAAGACGAUGAGGUUCCGAUUUUGGUAACGACCACUCCUAGGCCACCAAGAUAUUGUGAACCUCUCAAGCUUAACUACUGUCGGUCGAUUGGCUACAAUUCUACCACUUACCCAAAUCUCUUAGGCCACACUUCCAUUGCAGAAGUGGAAGCCGAUGUGAUCGCCUUUCGUGAAAUGGUCGAUGCUGAAUGUUUUCGAGAGGCUUUUGAUUUUGUCUGUCGACUUCUGCAGCCACCUUGCGAGUCGCAUGGCUUACUAGAACCAACACCUGGAGUGAUCUGUCGUGAAUAUUGUCAGAUUUUCAUGAAGGGCUGUGGAAAUCGGUUGUUGCACAGAUUUAAGAAAUUUUUCGAUUGCGAGACGUUCCCUGAAUCAACUGGACUGCAAUCUUGUCACCACAAACCCCGAUGCUCUGAAGAUCUGCAGAGUAAUGCUUUAUCUCCACGAUUAUGCGAUGGAAUCGGUGAUUGUCCAGACCUUUCAGAUGAACGGUCGUGUUCGUUUUGCCCAGCAAAUUCCUUGUAUUGUGGUCGUGGAAGAGCUUGUAUAUCGAAGAAGGCUCGAUGUGACGGAAAAGUUGACUGCCCCGAUGGUUCCGACGAAAAAGACUGCCUAUCAAUUGCCCCACUGGCAUCUGCUUUAAUUCAUCCAGAACCGUUGGUGCCUUUUCAACCAAGAUUUCAUUCGGAAGGAUUUGCAGUCUUUUCAGAGAAAGGAAUUGUGGGAAAACUUUGUGCUGAAGGUCUGGACGGUAGUGAAAAAGACACAGUGAGACAAACUGUUGCUGAAUCCCUGUGCAAGUCCCUGGGUUAUUAUGAAUCGGUUCAGCUGUUUGAAAUCCGCAACGACACAGAAAGUCUCAAGGAUUAUGUUCGAGUUCUUGAUCCACAUGCUCCAGAGAUCUCCUUUAUCCGAACAACAUGCCAAAACAAGAGAGUACUCUAUGUUGGUUGUGGAGAAUUGCAGUGUGGGGUUCAGUCAGUGCUGUCGCCAAAACAUACAUCUCUACCAAAAAUGUCUUCUCCGGGAGAUUGGCCAUGGCUUGUAGCGCUGUAUAGAGAAGAUACACAUGUUUGUGAUGGAACUUUGGUUUCACGUGAUUGGGUUCUCAGAACGGAAUCCUGUUUCCAGGGGCAACCUCGAGCAACCUGAAUGGCAAUAUUUGGUUCGGUGCGAUUAAAUGCUCCUUGGACACAACGUCGACGUGUUAUAGGUUUGAUUAAGAGUCCUGUUGAAGGUUCCACUGCAGCUCUUAUACGCCUCGAGACCCCAGUGAUAUUCUCUGACUUCGUUCGACCGGUUUGCCUGCCCGAUGAGUUGGAUAAGAAACUGCGUCCAGAUUACCAAAGAAGAACUUUAAUUCCAAAAGCCGAGAAGCUAGAGGGUGACCGUCAUCAGCUACGUGAUACAUCCGCCAAAGUACAGAUAUCAGAACGAGAAACACAACAGUUCUUCGUCGCUCCAUCGCUUGAAAAACCUUCCCUUAGUACUGAUUCAAGUGAUAUUGAUAGUUCAGAAACCUCCAUCAGCAGCUCAGGACUGCGGCGGCGACGAGCAGUUGAACCAAUUCCGUCAUUUGAAUCAUAUCCACUGCCAGACAGUGUACCUCAAAUGCAGUAUUACUCUCAGAAGGCGCGUUCUUUGGGUCAACAGAAGUUGCCUGUAACCUAUGUAACAACAGUGCGAUCUGCUGAGCAGACACAAUGGACUAAUUGCAAUACGUUGGGCUGGUCAAGACAGCGGGACCAUUUACAGAGAGUAUAAUUGAAAAUUGGUGAUAUGUCCGCAUGCGAGAAUGUCUCGAUUGCGACCGUGAAUAGCAUGUGUACGGAAGCUACAUUCCAGAAGCACGAUUGUACGGUGAGUUAA
Eupeodes corollae is the source of this 2364-nucleotide messenger RNA. Its product is annotated as atrial natriuretic peptide-converting enzyme-like. The record is from RefSeq and is a predicted model, not a curated record. NCBI's taxonomy places the organism in Eukaryota, Metazoa, Arthropoda, Insecta, Diptera, Syrphidae. The transcript is spliced from 6 exons. Gene Ontology annotation, molecular function: serine-type endopeptidase activity; protein binding. Gene Ontology annotation, biological process: proteolysis.